Molecule: messenger RNA, 3026 nt
Organism: Amphiprion ocellaris (clown anemonefish)
Lineage: Eukaryota; Metazoa; Chordata; Actinopteri; Pomacentridae
Product: RNA exonuclease 5
Exons: 19
Coding region: 91-2508 (805 amino acids)
Cellular component (GO): nucleus
Molecular function (GO): RNA binding; exonuclease activity
Source: RefSeq, a predicted model, not a curated record
UCGUGCAUUGCCCAUGUGGUAUAUGUGUUUCUACGCUCUAGGAGGAAGCUUCAUUUUUUACCCAGCUGGACCCCUAAUAUCUGCUUGAACAUGGAGUCUUCAUCAUCAUUGUCAUCAUCGCCAUCAUUAUGCAACACAAAGAAAAGAAAGAACACAGCCGUGGGAGCACAUGAGAAGGCCAAGACAUUAAAAACUGAGCAGGAGGGCGAUGAAGCGCUGCAGAGUGGACGUCUCUCUCGCUCACCGAGGGUCUCAGUGCCGCUCGACUGCCUUCAACAACCAAUUACACUGAAUAAGCUGACUGAGCUGCUGCAUUACGCUGCUCUGGGGAGAACAGGUGGCAUCAAACAACCCAGUUGGUGCCGCCUCCGCCAUCAGAAAAAAGUUGAAGGUUUAAAUGUUGUGAUCGUGGAGGGCCUGACGCAGAGUCACUUUUACAAACACUACCUCAGCCUGCGACAACUCAGGACCAAAUACACCACUAGGGUCACCUUCACACCAUCAUGUAACAACGUAGCAUCUGGAAUCUUCAGCAGUGAACUUCCCAAAAUGGACUGUGUUUAUUUUUCCAAACCAGACAAUGAUCUGCAUAGUGCAUUGAAAGGUCACCCAGUUAUCUCCAAGUUUGGGACCCAGAGGAGAGGACUGACAGCUUACGUUCUCACCCAGGAGGAGAUGAUCAAGAAGCACUACCCUGUCAAGGGAAUGCCAGGCUUCGAGGAAUUUGUGAGCACAGACAGUGUUGACUGUGUGACUGACAGCAGCCCUCUGUAUGGACUUGACUGUGAAAUGUGCCUAACAGAGAAGGGGCAUGAGUUGACUCGUGUUUCUGUGGUGGACAGUGAUGGGAACUGUGUUCUGGACAAUCUGGUGAAGCCCAAGAACCGCAUCCUCAACUACCUCACCAAGUUCUCUGGUAUCACUGCAGCCAUGUUGCAACCAAUUACCACCACCCUGCGGGAUGUGCAGGAAAAACUCAGGAUGCUGUUGCCAGGCGACGCGGUCCUGGUGGGCCACUCUAUCAACAAUGACCUCAUUGCUCUAAAGCUCAUCCACCAGCAUGUAAUUGACACCUCACUGCUGUACAGAAGAGAGUUCGGUCAGAGGUUUAAGCUCAAGGUUCUGGCCGAGACAGUGCUGAAGAGGCAAAUACAAACCGAAGAGAAGAAGGGUCAUAAUCCCAGUGAGGAUGCUGCAGCAGCCUUGGAGCUGGCCCAGUACUUCAUCAAAACAGGACCUCGUCAGGUUGUAGAACGUCAUCUGGAGGAGUUGUGGGGAUACACAAUAGAGGAGGAGGAGUCCUCUGACUGCAAAUCUGCACCCACACCAAGUCUCAGGUUUGCUGACAUACUGCAGCUACUCGGCCGGUCAGUAGCCUUUUUAGGAAAGCGUUCUGAUGUCGCCUUGAAUCUGUCCAAUCAGCAGUGGUACAGCUCUGACAAAGAGGUGCUGGAAUCCUUUAAGAGACAGACAAAGCAUCCUUUCCUCUCUGUCGUCCAGUUUUCUUCCUUCUCAAACCAUUUGAAGAGGCGCUUCCUUCAUCAGGAGCAGCUGCACCGGAGUCUGUGUGCAUAUCUUCGGGAUAUGUGUGUGGUGUUUGCUGGACCGUUCCCUGCAGGUUUCUCUGAGAGACAAGUGAGGCGGCUGUUCCAUUGCUGUGGACCGGUUGGAAGAAUCAAAAUGUUGCACACAAGCGUCAGAGUCCAUGCAGAGGUCGAGUUUGAGCUGCUAGAGGGAGCAACGCUAGCUUUAAAAACUCUGAAUGGACUUAAUGUGCAGGGACAGCCCAUGAAGGUGCAGAGGCCCAUGAAUGAGUCAAUGCUGGACCUGGAUCUGACUCUUGAUGCCUUAACCGGUGACACUCUCAACACCAGUCACCUCUACGCCGUUAAGCUGAACCCCAGUGUGGCUGAAUGCAUAAAGAGUUCUGCAAAGGUUAACGGACACACAUUAGACAGUAAAUGUUCAGGUGUUUCUCCUGUAAACGGUUUGCCAGCAGCUAAAACAAACCUGUUACAGCUCACUGAUACCAGAUCUACACUGUCUGAGGAGACAGUCACUGAGACAUUUGGUCACUUUGGUACAGUGGAGAGAGUCAUCCUGCCUGCCAAACCUGGAAAACAUACAAGACAUGCAUGCAUAAAGUUCGAGAGUUCAGAGGGCAAACAUGCAGCUCUCAGCUCCUCUAAAUAUCUGCGACAGGAGAACUACCUCAUCUGUCAAUCUCUGACUCCACCCCAUUUGCCUUCAUGGGUUGCCAUGGCAACGCCAGUGACCACAAUCAGAGGUGACGGGGAAACGGCAGAGGACGAGAACACAGCCAACAUGUACCACAGUUCUCAGGAUCUGGAAAUGGAUCACAUGAUGAAGAAGCUGGACAGCCGGUUGGGAAAACUCUUCAGAUCCCUCCCAGACAGCACCUUGUCUGUGGUUGUGCUGCUCGGACACACCAGUGUGAAUGGUCACUUUCCUGGGCUGUGUCUAAUGGAGGUCAAGCAAGGGUCUUGAGGAAACUGAGCAUAAAUCUGCACCAGCAAAAACAUGGGCAGGUUCUAGGAUUCCUCAGCCCAACUGUACUGGAUUGAAUGUAAUCGGUUAAAUAAAAAGGAAAGAGGCUUUGUGUUUUAUUGAGACUUCCUUUAUCUCAGACAUGUUCUCACUGAGAGCUAAAAGCAGUAUUUUGCACAUUAAGAUAAGGCAAAUACAUAGUUUGUGGCCUGGAAAUAAUCAAAGUUACAAACUAACAUUUGCCUUUUGUGUAUGUCCUGUGUAUAACUGUUGGAAACAUGAUGAUGAAUUGACAAUACUUUACAAAAUCAACUUGUACAGGAAGCUGAAGAAAGCACAAAACUCAGUGCAGUAGAUCAGCAAGUCUAGCACCCUUUGUCACAUAGGAGUCGGUGCAUAAUGAAUACUAUUACUGUAAUGCAAUGAACUGUCACUUUAAUACAAGAGAUUGCUAUAUUUUUAAGUAUGAAUUGUAUUUAAGAUUUGGAUACUGUGUGAUUAAAUUGUUCAAAUUUCCA